Molecule: messenger RNA, 1088 nt
Organism: Carcharodon carcharias (great white shark)
Lineage: Eukaryota; Metazoa; Chordata; Chondrichthyes; Lamniformes; Lamnidae
Product: proteasome subunit alpha type-6-like
Exons: 7
Coding region: 65-805 (246 amino acids)
Biological process (GO): ubiquitin-dependent protein catabolic process
Cellular component (GO): proteasome core complex, alpha-subunit complex; nucleus; proteasome core complex
Source: RefSeq, a predicted model, not a curated record
UGUUUCUGAAAUUGAAAGUAAAAGUAAGACACAUCUUCAUUUCUGUCCGGGUGUCGCUUUAAGGAUGAGCCGAGGCUCCAGUGCUGGCUUUGACCGUCACAUCACUAUCUUUUCACCCGAGGGGAGACUCUACCAAGUCGAGUAUGCCUUCAAAGCUAUAAACCAGAGUGGCCUCACGACAGUGGCCUUGAGAGGGAAGGAUUCGGUUGUUGUCGUGACACAGAAGAAAGUGGCGGACAAGCUCAUUGAUGCUAGCACAGUCACAAACAUUUAUCGACUGACAGACAAGAUCGGCUGUGUCAUGACUGGUCUGCUAGCGGAUUGCCACUCUCAGGUUCAGAGAGCUCGCUAUGAAGCUAGCAAGUGGAAGUACAAGUAUGGAUAUGACAUCCCGAUGGACAUGUUAUGCAAGCGGAUGGCCAACAUCUCCCAGGUUUACACUCAGAAUGCAGAAAUGAGGCCUUUGGGAUGUUGUAUGAUCAUGUUAGCAAUUGAUGACGAACGCGGACCCCAGCUGUACAAGUCCGACCCUGCUGGUUACUACUGUGGGUUCAAGGCCACCAGCGCAGGGGUCAAACAAGUUGAAGCCAACAGUUACUUGGAGAAGAAGAUUAAAAAGAAGCCAGACCUGACUUACAAGGCCACAAUAGAGCUCGCUAUUUCCUGUCUGUCCACUGUCUUGGCGCAUGACAUGAAAGCCAAGGAGAUAGAGGUUGGGGUGGUCACUGUGGACAAUCCCAAGUUCAGGAGCCUCUGUGAGACAGAGAUUGAAAAGCAUCUAGUGGACAUUGCAGAGAGAGAAUAACUCCUUCAUCGAUCACAAGAAAACUGCAUUGAAACAAAACUCUAUGAACUUAGGAAAGUAGGAAGACAAAUCCGGGGAGAUUUGCCCUUGAAGAAAGGAAAUUAGGUCAGGAUGUUAAAAAAAAUCCUCCAUUCCUCAUUCUUUUAACCCACUUAAGACUCCGUUUGGGUAUAAAAGUCCUAGCAAUUCAAAAAAUGUUUGCUGUAACUUUUGUAAGGGAAGAAUUGAUGUCCAAUGGAUACAAUACUCAGCACAGCUCAUAAUAAAAAUGGGAAUUAAUAUG